Messenger RNA from Aegilops tauschii subsp. strangulata, 2092 nucleotides. RefSeq names its product protein IQ-domain 26. Gene Ontology annotation, molecular function: protein binding. NCBI's taxonomy places the organism in Eukaryota, Viridiplantae, Streptophyta, Magnoliopsida, Poales, Poaceae. The record is from RefSeq and is a predicted model, not a curated record.
CUAUCCCUCUCCCUCUCCCUCCCCGCCCGCUAGACUAGUAGAAGCAGCAGUAGGAGUAAUCCGCUCGCCGCCGCUGCGGUUAUCCGUUCGAGGUUGAUGCGCUGCAAAGUUUCCUCUUCCGGGCUGGCUGGCUGGCUGGACUGGAGUGACUCACGUAAACUUCGCCGCUCCGCUCCGGCCACCGGCCUUUCCAUCUUUUGCCGCUGCUCCCUUACCUGCCCCGCAACCGCAGGUUGAUUUCCUCCUUUAAUCCCGUGCCUUUCCUCUCAAAGCAAAGAGUGGACUUGGAGUUUUUCCUCCGGCCCCGUUCAUUUCUCCUGGAUUUCGCGUACAAAUCGCCCUUCCCUUUUCCAUUCUAAUUAAUACUCCACGAGCCGUGAUGUCGCGUACGGAGUCGACAAGCUGUAUAUAAGCCCUCGCCGUGUUUCUUCCUUCCUUCCUUCCUCUAGGUUUCUCCUUCCAUAGCUUCCUGUCCCCAAAAGCUCCUUUUCUCCCAACUCAACUCAAGUCGGAGGAGCCUCUGCGCCAGUGCGCCGCGCCCUCGGGCAUACUGGGCUAAGUACUGCCCUCUCCUUCUGAGAUUCUUCAUCUUACUCACGUUUGGUUCCGUUAACGACUUGAUGCUCUAGCUUCUUCCUUGCGCUCGUUCAUGUCUGCAGAGAUGGGGCGUGCCAUGCGGUGGCUCAAGAGGCUGCUCACAGGCAGGAAGGAGGCGCACGGUGGCGGCAAGGAGAUCCAUGCCGCGACCGACUGGCAUGACGCGGCGGCGGUGAAGGAGUCCACCAAGAGAUGGAGCUUCGUGAAGCAGAGGAAGAGCGGGGUUGACGCCGGGAAGCGGCCCUCAGAGCCUCUCGCCCCCGCGCGGGAGGUGAAGCCAUGCCGCUGUGCCGGCGGCGAGCUGGUGGGAGCACGCGAGGAGAAGGCGGCCGUCGUGAUUCAGAAAGCCUUCAGAGGCUACCUGGCUAGGAAGGCGCUUCGCGCUCUCAGAUCACUCGUCAAGCUGCAAGCUCUGGUCCGAGGCUAUCUCGUGAGGAAGCAGGCGGCCACGACGCUGCACCGGCUGCAGGCGCUCAUGCGGCUGCAGGCCGAUUCCCGCGCUUUCAAGAGUGCCUCCUACCGGAAAUCCAUGGAACAGGAGAGAAUUGUCGCGCAAGAUGCCCGGAUGAGGACGCCGCCGGCCAAGCCGGGGCACCGGCGGAGGCUGUCCGACAGCACGGACUCCAACUACGAGCGCAGCCCGCGGAUCGUGGAGAUGGACACGUGCCACCUCCGCUCCCGGUCCAGCCGGAUCGCGAGCGGCCGGUACGCCGCCGAUCGCUCGUCGGGCCGGCUCGCCCCGGACCUGGCCCCGCCGUUCUCGCCGCGGUCCGUCAAGCAGCCCCCGCGGCUGUCCACCCGGCGUGAGCCCGUAAGGCUCGCCAAGACGGCGCAGAACACGCCCCGCUUCAGCGGGGCCGACCCGCCGUACACGUACGACUCGCCUGCCAAGAGCGUGGACGGGCUGGCGGCGCGGCCGCUCUGGCACCGGGACCUCCUCGCGAGCCCGCGGUACAUGGCGGGCACGGCCUCGUCGGCGGCGAGGCUGCGGUGCCAGAGUGUGCCCAGGCAGCCGGCGGAGGCGCCGAGGGCGAGCCUGACCCAGCGGGAUGUCCCUGCUGGGGCGAGGAAGUCGACGUGCACGCGGACGCAGCAUGGCGGCCUCUGCUUCCACUCCUCGGAUGCCACCCACACGCGCCGCUCCGACCUCAGCGACGACGCGGCAAGAGAUUAUUACUUGGACAGGAUGUGGUGAUCGUCUCAUCUAUCAGAUGGAGACGGACGGACGGUGGUGUAUGAUACCAGUAGCUGCAAAUCGCUGGAUAGUCUCCGAAUUCUGUACAUGCUUUAUGCUUAGAGGCUUUUUUUUGCGGGUUUUCUUUCUUGACAUCUAGUAGUUGCUAAAGUGUUAAGAUCAAAACGUUGAUGAUCGAUAGGGGGUUUGUUCAACGGAAAUUUGUAGAGAUCAAAAUGUAGCCGGUUGCUUGGUAAAUUAUAGUCGUACUAAGUGAUCCACGACUGUGUGAUUGCACCAAGGACCACUAUGUAUUAAGAA